Molecule: messenger RNA, 4192 nt
Organism: Peromyscus maniculatus bairdii (prairie deer mouse)
Lineage: Eukaryota; Metazoa; Chordata; Mammalia; Rodentia; Cricetidae
Gene: Pigo
Product: phosphatidylinositol glycan anchor biosynthesis class O
Biological process (GO): GPI anchor biosynthetic process
Cellular component (GO): endoplasmic reticulum membrane
Molecular function (GO): mannose-ethanolamine phosphotransferase activity
Source: RefSeq, a predicted model, not a curated record
CCAAGGUCUCCCUCUAUUACCGUCACCCCUAGCACAGGUGCCUCAGCUUGCUGCCGGGGUGCCCAGCCCCGGAGGGAGCAUGCCCACGUGUUGGCCGGGUUCCCACCGGAGGAGACCGAGCCGCCGGGACUCCUGGAUCCCACCUUAGCUCAAUGGGAUCUCUACGGGGUUCCUGGGACGCCGUUCCUCUGGUUUUCUGUUGAUCCUGGUCGUCCGGAAGCGGAGCGUGACUCCUCCCCCUCGUCUCCUCGGUCCCCGCCAGGCGGCGCCGUUUACUCUCUCCGAUUUUCCGUGUGGCUCUUACCUAGUGUCACCCUAGGAAUGUUGAGAUAGUCAUUGAACUGACAGAGAACACUCUACCUACCAUUUGGAAUAGUCAUCCUUCUAGACUGUGGUUUGACAGCAUGCUUGUAUAUAUAUGCACAGGUUGCUGUGCUCACGUCCAGAGCCUGAAUCAGUAGGUGUAGCGUGGGCUCCAGGUUGAGAUCCAGAGUUUCAGCAUCUCUCCCUCAGAUGGUAUAACUUGUAGAAACAGCUGGCUAUGAGUUGUUUACAUCCUGAAGUUUUCAUAGCAGUAAGUGGUUGUUAUUGGGCAUUAUUUUGAGGCCCAAAAUGUCCAAUCUUUUUUUUGCACCGCAAAAUUUUCCUCUUCUCUACCAGGAUGCAGAAGGUCCCCGUGCUCCUCUUCUUAGCCUGGGUCUGUUUUCUUUUCUACGCUGGCAUUGCGCUCUUCACCAGUGGCUUCCUUCUCACGCGUUUGGAGCUCACCAACCAAAGCAGCUGCCAAGAGCUCCCAGGCCCUGGUUCCCUGCCAGGGGGGAGCCAAGGAAAGCCUGGAGCCUGCUGGAUGCCUUCUCGGUUCUCCAGGCUUGUGUUGGUGCUGAUAGAUGCUCUGCGAUUUGACUUUGCCCAGCCCCAGCGCUCACAUGUACCUGGGGAACCUCCUGCCUCCGUGCCUUUUCUGGGAAAAUUAGGCUCUUUGCAGAGGAUCCUAGAGAUUCAACCCCACCACGCCCGGCUAUACCGAUCUCAGGUGGAUCCCCCCACGACCACCAUGCAGCGUCUCAAGGCUCUCACCACCGGCUCACUGCCUACCUUUAUUGAUGCUGGCAGUAACUUUGCCAGCCAUGCUAUAGUGGAAGAUAAUCUCAUUAAGCAGCUCACCAAUGCAGGUAGGCGUAUAGUUUUCAUGGGAGAUGAUACCUGGAAGGACCUUUUCCCUGGAGCGUUUUCCCAAGCUUUCUUCUUCUCGUCCUUCAAUGUCAGAGACCUCCACACAGUGGACAAUGGCAUCCUGGAACAUCUCUACCCUACCAUGGACAGUGGCUCAUGGGACGUGCUGAUUGCCCACUUCCUGGGUGUGGAUCAUUGUGGUCACAAGCAUGGGCCUCACCACCCUGAAAUGGCCAAGAAACUUAGCCAGAUGGACCAGGUGAUCCAGGGACUCCUGGAACGUCUGGAGAAUGACACACUGCUGGUGGUAGCUGGGGACCAUGGGAUGACCGUGAAUGGGGACCAUGGAGGGGACAGUGAGCUGGAGGUCUCCGCUGCACUGUUCCUGUACAGCCGCACAGCCCUCUUCCCUAGUGCCCCUCCAGAGGAGCCAGAGGUCAUUCCACAAGUCAGCCUUGUGCCCACACUGGCCCUGCUGCUAGGCCUGCCCAUCCCGUUUGGGAACAUCGGGGAAGUGAUGGCUGAGCUGUUCUCAGGUGGCGGUGACUCCCAUCCUCACGCCUCUGCUCUAGCCCAGGCCUCAGCUCUGCACAUCAAUGCCCAGCAGGUGUUCCGAUUUCUUCACACUUACUCAGCUGCUACUCAGGAUCUGCAGGUUCAAGAGCUUCAUCAGCUGCAGAAGCUCUUCUCCAAGGCCUCUGCUAGCUACCAGCAGCUCCUGCAGCAGCCCCAGGAGGCCGAGGCAUCAUCCCUGAAGACCUUGACUGCCGAGUUGCAGCAGUUCCUGCGGGGAGCUCGCGCCCUGUGCAUCCAGUCUUGGGCCCGUUUCUCUCUGGUCCGAAUGGCAGGGGGUGCCGCUCUGUUGGCCGCCGCCUGCUUUCUCUGCCUGCUUGCAUCCCAGCUGGCAGUAUCCCCAGGCUUUCUCUUCCGCCCGCUGCUGCUAAUACCUGUAGCCUGGGGCCUCACUGGGGCCAUACUAUAUGCCGGACUCUUGCUAACUACCGGGUCAAAGGUGGAUUCGGUGGUUCUAGGAGCUGUAGCCGCAGCCGGUUCUCUCCUCCCUUUUCUGUGGAAAGUUUGGGUUAGCUGGGGGUCCCACAGGCCCCUGGCGCCCCUGCUUCCUGUCCCUACACCUGUCCUGUUACUCCUGCUCCUCCGCGUGGCCACCUUCUUCUCCGAUAGUUUUGUUGUUGCCGAGGCCAGGGCCGCUCCCUUCCUCUUGGGCUCUCUCAUCCUGUUCCUGGUUGCCCAUCUUCACUGGGAGGGCCAGCUGCUCCCACCUAAACUGCUUACGCUCUCCCGCCCGGCCUCUUCGGCCCCAACAGGCCCCCCGCGGCACAGUGGCACCUACGCCCUGAGGCUUGGAAUGGGCUUGCUUCUAUGUACAAGGCUAGCCGGGCUUUUUCACCGCUGCCCCGAAGAGACGCCUGCUUGCCACUCCUCCCCCUGGCUGGGUCCUCUGGCAUCUGUGGUGGGCGGUCGGGCCAAGAACCUGUGGUACGGAGCUUGUGUGGGGGCACUGGUGGCUCUGUUGGUGGUCGUGCGCCUGUGGCUUCGCCGCUACGGUAAUCUCAAGAGUCCCGAGCCGUCCGUGCUCUUUGUGCGCUGGGGGUUGCCUCUCAUGGCGCUGGGCACGGCCGCCUACUGGGCAUUGGCAUCGGGGGCAGAUGACGCGCCACCACGUCUCCGGGCCCUGGUUGCCGGGGCGUCAGCUGUGCUGCCCCGGGCCGUGGUGGGGCUGGCUGCCUCGGGGCUCGCGCUGCUGCUCUGGAGACCCGUGACGGUGCUGGUGAAGGCUGGGGCCGGGGCUUCAAGGACCAGGGCUAUCCUCACUCCCUUCUCAGGUCCCCCCACCUCUCAGGCUGACCUCGAUUACGUGGUCCCCCAAAUCUACCGCCACAUGCAGGAAGAGUUCCAGGGCCGGCUAGAGAGGACCAGAGCUCAGGGUCCCGUGACUGUGGCUGCAUAUCAGUUGGGGAGUGUCUACUCAGCCGCCAUGGUCACGGCCCUCAUCCUCUUGGCCUUCCCGCUUCUGCUGUUGCACGCGGAGCGAGUCAGCCUCGUGUUCCUGCUCCUGUUCCUGCAGAGCUUCCUUCUCCUGCAUCUGCUUGCUGCUGGGACCUCAGUCACCACCGCUGGUCCUUUUACUGUGCUCUGGCAGGCAGUCUCAGCGUGGGCCCUUUUGGCCACCCAGACCUUCUACUCCACUGGCCACCAGCCUGUCUUUUCAGCCAUCCACUGGCAGGCAGCCUUCGUGGGAUUCCCAGAAGGUCAUGGCUCUUCUACUUGGCUACCUGCUUUGCUAGUGGGAGCUAACACCUUUGCCUCCCACAUCCUCUUUGCAGUAGGUUGCCCCCUGCUCCUGCUCUGGCCCUUCCUAUGUGAGAGUCAAGGGCCAAGGAAGAGGCAGCAGCUUCCAGGGAGUGAAGCUGAGGCCAGAGUCAGGCCUGAGGAGGAGAGAGAGGAGCCACUGAUGGAGAUGCGCCUCCGAGAUGCUCCGCAUCACUUCAAUGCAGCCCUGUUGCAGCUGGGCCUCAAGUACCUCUUUGUCCUUGGAGUUCAGAUUCUAGCCUGUGCCUUGGCCGCGUCCAUCCUCCGAAGGCAUCUCAUGGUCUGGAAGGUGUUUGCCCCAAAGUUCAUAUUUGAAGCCGUAGGUUUCAUUGUGAGCAGCGUGGGACUUCUCCUGGGCAUAGCUUUGGUGAUGCGAGUGGAUGGUGCCGUGAGUUCCUGGUUCCGAAGACUGGUUCUGGCUCAGCAGAGGUAGCCCAGGCUCCGCAUGUUGGCACCUGGCCAUGGAGAGAGCUGGAGAAUCAUCUGGCCUGACCUAUACUAGUGCUGGAUAUUCUGCAAGAGAGACUCAGACACACCUCUUACCACCGUGUCACCGGAGGCUGCUGACCAGGACUCCAUCGUUUUAUAAUUGAGAAUCACCAUGGAGCCCGAGCCCUAGCUCCUUCUUUGGAUGCACCUGAUGGACUACAGGGGUGGUCACCAAAGUGGAAUAAAAUAGCAAUGUAAA